Molecule: messenger RNA, 351 nt
Organism: Racocetra persica
Lineage: Eukaryota; Fungi; Glomeromycota; Glomeromycetes; Diversisporales; Gigasporaceae
Source: the annotation of a GenBank genome assembly
AUGGGUCGUAAUAAAGAUCUUACGGAGGCUGAAUGCUUUACAGUAAAAAAGCUUAAAAAAGAGGGAAUGUCUGCUGCCAAAAUUGCACGCAUCCUUGCACAACGUGAACAUUAUAAUUGGGCCAAGGAACAUAAAAAUUGGACUAAAAAGAUUGGCGAUGUGUUUUAUAGACUGACGAAUCAUCUGUCAGCACUGACUCAAAUGGAAAAAUUUGAGUUUGGCGUCGCAAAGAAGAAUGGUCGAAAAUUAAUUAUGGUUUGGGGAUGUGUAAAUGGAUAUAAUUUACUCUAUUUGGUUCGCUGCCCACCACGUAUGAAUGGUGAAGCAUAUGGAGAAAUUAUUGUGGAUGCU